Messenger RNA from Lichtheimia ornata, 2001 nucleotides. RefSeq lists its product as uncharacterized. Bases 1 to 2001 code for a protein of 666 amino acids. Gene Ontology annotation, biological process: mRNA splicing, via spliceosome; spliceosomal complex assembly. The transcript has 7 exons. The record is from RefSeq and is a predicted model, not a curated record. Gene Ontology annotation, cellular component: precatalytic spliceosome; Prp19 complex; post-mRNA release spliceosomal complex. Gene Ontology annotation, molecular function: protein binding. Lineage: Eukaryota; Fungi; Mucoromycota; Mucoromycetes; Mucorales; Lichtheimiaceae.
AUGGAAUCGGGCAAGAAUCCACGACCUCCAAAGGUCAAGAACAAGAACCCAGCACCUGUGCAGAUUACAGCCGAGCAGAUCUUGCGUGAAGCCCAUGAUCGCCGACUUGAACCGACGCAUUCGAUUCCAAAGCAAAAGAUCAGCGAUCUCGAAGAGCUUUCUGAAUUUCGACAACGCAAGCGCAAAGAGUUUGAGGACAACAUUCGAAAGAACCGACUCAACGUUAGCAAUUGGUUGAAAUAUGCGUCUUGGGAGGAAUCACAACAAGAGUUUCAACGUGCACGAUCCGUCUAUGAACGCGCUCUUGACGUGGAGUGGCGUAACGGUGCUAUUUGGUUGCGUUAUGUGGAAAUGGAAAUGAAGAACCGUAACGUGAUGCAUGCACGCAACUUGCUCGACCGUGCUACGACAUUGUUACCGCGUAUGAAUCAGUUUUGGUACAAGUACACGUACAUGGAGGAGAUGCUUGGUGAAGUCCCCAAGGCACGCAAUGUCUUUGAGCGUUGGAUGAAAUGGGAGCCGGAUGAGGAUGCAUGGAUGGCUUAUAUCAAGAUGGAAUUGCGUUAUCAUGAGGAGGCUCGUGCACAAGCUUUAUAUGAACGCUUUGUCAGUAUUCAUCCUGAACCCAAAAACUGGAUCAAGUGGGCCAAGUUUGAAGAGGAACAUAACAACAUUGAUAAAUGCCGCGAGAUUUACACCGAAGCAAUUCAAUACAUGGGUGAUGACAAGCUGGAUCAAAAGGUGUUGGUGGCAUUUGCCAAGUAUGAAAUCAAGUUGAAGGAAUACGAGCGUGCACGAGUCAUCUUCAAGUAUGGUUUGGAUCGUUUGCCCAAAUCCAAAUCGCAAUCGCUUUACAACCAGUACACCAACUUUGAAAAGCAAUACGGCAAUCGAGAGGGAAUCGAGGAUGUGGUAUUGGGCAAACGACGAGUACAAUAUGAAGAAGAGAUUGAAGCGAACCCCAAGAAUUACGAUGUAUGGUUCGAUUACGCCAAACUUGAGGAGUCGGCAGGCGAGAUUGUCAGAGUGAGAGAAGUCUAUGAGCGAGCAAUUGCACAAGUACCACCAGCAGAUGAAAAGCGAUACUGGAGACGUUACAUUUAUUUGUGGAUCAAUUACGCAUUAUACGAGGAACUUGAAACGGAGGAUACCGAGCGUACGCGUGAGAUCUACACCGAAUGUCUCAAGCUUAUCCCACACAAAAGAUUCACGUUCGCCAAGAUCUGGUUAUUAGCAGCACAAUUUGAGAUUCGACAACUCAACCUUCAAGGAGCACGCAAAUUACUUGGUCAGGCCAUUGGCAUGUGUCCCAAGAAUAGGUUGUUCAAGGGCUAUAUUGAAUUGGAGAUGCAGUUGCGUGAAUUUGAUCGAUGUCGAACGCUAUAUACAAAAUUCCUCGAAUACGAUCCUGCCAAUUGCUCUGCUUGGAUCAAGUUUGCCGAAUUGGAAAAGCUUCUUGGAGAACAGGAGCGUUGUCGUGCCAUCUUUGAACUUGCCAUCUCACAACCAUCACUUGACAUGCCAGAGCUCUUGUGGAAAGCCUAUAUUGAUUUCGAAAUCGAGGAAGAAGAAUACGAGAACACACGCGACUUAUACCUACGAUUGUUGGAGCGCACCGAGCAUGUCAAAGUCUACAUCAGCUUUGCGCAAUUUGAACUUUCAAUACCUUACAAGAACAACAGCGAGGAAGGCAAUCGCAGAGCACGCAAGAUUUAUGAGGAUGCCUACGACAAUCUCAAAAAGAAAGAACUCAAAGAAGAGCGUGUCAUUCUGCUUGAAGCAUGGAAGGAAUUUGAAAAGGAGCAUGGCAACGAGGAAACACAAAAGGUGGUCGAAGACAAGCUACCCAAGGUUGUGCGGAAGAGAAGAAAGGCUGCAGACUCUACAGAAGACAAUAUUAUUUGGGAAGAGUACUUUGAUUACAUCUUUCCUGAUGAUGAAGUGCAAAGCCGCAAUCUUAAAUUCCUCGCUAUGGCACACGCAUGGGCCAACAAGGAUUAG